AUUGUGACAUAUGUGUGACAUCUUAAUGACAACAAAGUCAUGAAAGUAAUUUUUUCAAACAAGCAGUCACAAAGUAUUAAUGAAGUCAAUUUUAAUUAACUUUGUUAGCAAGAUGUGUUUGCCAUUUAAUGCGAAAUUAACAUUGAUAUUUGUGUGAUAGUUAAGUGGUAAAUACCGAGGAUUUUUUUUUCCAUUUAAACCUUUUAAAUCUACUGAUAAGUGAAUAAAAUAAUUACUUUAAAAUGGAAGAAACGAUUACAUUACCAAAUGAAAUCAACAGAUUGUGCAGGACUUGCAUGACCGUCGCUUCAGAUGAUGGACAAUUCUGUGAAAAUGCUCUAUUUGAAGAAUUCCAGCUUACUUACUUGGGAAUUAUGCUCCAGGAUUUGACUUCAUCUGAGAUAUCCAAUGAUGGAUUACCUACUGUUUUAUGUGAUGCUUGUGUUAAUCAGUUAAAGCAAGCUUAUUACUAUAAAAAACAGUGUGAUGAAGUUAAGUCAAAUUUAAAAGAGCUGUUGAUGUUAUUUGAUGGUAAUGAUACUAACUGUGAAGAAGAAUUUGAAGAAUCGAAACUAAUGGAAUCAGAAAAUUUUAAAUUCUCUCUUGCAGAUAAUACAAAUGAGUUUGUAUGCAAAAUAUGCGCAAAGAAAUUUGAUUCAAGAUACAAACUUAGUAGAGACAUGAUUGAACAUAAUAAAAAUAAGAAUCUAUUAGUUAGAUAUCAUGAAGGUUCAGCAGAAGAUACUAAAGAGAAUAUAAUAAUAGAAAGAGUCAUUUCAGACGAAAUUCUAAAUUUAGUAAAAACUAGAAAGAAUGAUUGCAUUCAAGCCAAUAAUUCCCCUUUUGAAAUAGAAAUGAGUGACAAAAAUUACAAAGCUUUGGAAGAUAACAUUAGUCAAGAUUUAGAAAUAGAGGAUGUUAACUAUUCAGAAAAAUCCAGCAAACCUAUUAUUAAGAAAAUUGUUUUUCUUUCAAAUCUUGAUUCUAUUAACAAUACAGAAAUUAUAAGAACUGAUCAAACAGCUAAUAAAAACUUAAAGAAAAUUCUCACACCAAUAACAUGUAAACAUUGCAAUAAAAAGUUUUCAGACAGAAACAAAUGCAAAUUACAUUAUUGUAUGAAGAAGCAAAAUAAAAAUGAUGAUGCAAAUGAUGAUAACUUAGCAGAACAUCCAACAAACUGUGACUUGUGUAACAAAGUAUUUCCAAACAGUUUAAUGGUUUCUAUACACUUCAUAUAUCAUAUUUUAUUGGAGGAAAGUAUUAAAAAUUCUGAAUUACUUCAAGAGUGGAUAUUUUGUAACUUUUGUGGACAAGUAUUUGAAACUGAGGAAGGUAUGGAUGAACAUAAACAAACAAAACAUGAUCAGUCACUUAAUUUUCCUUGUGAACGAUGUGGCAUUUCAUUUGAUAAAGAUAUGGAUUUAAUUCUUCAUGAAGAUCAAGAUCAUGCAGACUAUGACUUGAAAGACACUUAUCAAUGUCCCAUUUGUGGUGAUUCUUUUGAAAGUAAACUGCUACUUUUAGAUCAUGGUGUCAAUCAUUUGAUGAAGAAAAUAUGUUGUCGUGCAUGUCGUUUAGAAUUUUGCACUCAAGCAAGUCUAAAUGAGCACAUGAAAAUUCACCCACGAUAUAAGUAUGUCUGUAAUAUUUGUGGUAAAUGUUUGAGCAGUAGUGGAGCUCUGAAAUCGCACAUGAUGGGAAUUCACAAUAAAGACUCUCUGUAUAUGUGUACAACAUGUGGUAAAUGUUUUAAGACAGGUAAUCGCCUACGUAUCCAUAAAGAAAUCCAUAGUGCACAUAAGAAGUAUAUGUGUUCAUAUUGUGGAUAUCGUUCUCAUAAGAGUGGCGAUUUGAAACUUCACUUAAGAAUUCAUACUAGUGAACAUCCAUAUAAAUGCACCUUUGUUAAUUGUAAUAGGGUGUUUAAGACUUCCAGUCACUUUAAUCAGCACAUUCGUCGUCAUUUGGACAUCAAGCAGUAUCAGUGUUCAUACUGCUCACGUAAGUUUAGUCACAGUUACACUCUUAAAUUACACAAAAUGAGGCACACUGGAGAAAAACCACACUCCUGUAUAAUCUGUCAUGUGAAAUUUCGAAGAAGAGAUCAUCUAAGAAUCCACAUGAAGCAACAUGAGAAAUAAAGUAUCUCUUAAUGGUAACUUUAAAUCUUUCACUUUUGUAAACAAUUUUUAUCAUUUGUAUGCAGUAAUAUUAGAUAGCUAUAAUAGAAUGCAAAGCGGGUUUUACUUCUUUUUCUACAAUGGAGAAGCCAUAACUCAACAAAAAAGUUCAAAAUUAUCUUUUUUAAUCAAUUUACUUUAAAGCAAAUAAAAGAAAAAGGACUUAUCCCAAUUAAUCAUUAGCAGAUAUGAGCAAAACAUAUGUCUACGUUGAUGAAAAGUGUUCUAGUUUAUUGGGGUAAGUCCUAAAGCAGAAUUUUUUAUAAGUCACAACUUAUGACUUUUGUAAAGUAACUGCCAGAUAACUACAUAAAUAAACAAACAUGAGGUCAAUGGACAUUUUUCAACAAAAAAUGUAA
Molecule: messenger RNA, 2542 nt
Organism: Agrilus planipennis (emerald ash borer)
Lineage: Eukaryota; Metazoa; Arthropoda; Insecta; Coleoptera; Buprestidae
Product: zinc finger protein 883-like
Exons: 2
Coding region: 243-2144 (633 amino acids)
Biological process (GO): regulation of transcription by RNA polymerase II
Cellular component (GO): nucleus
Molecular function (GO): zinc ion binding; RNA polymerase II transcription regulatory region sequence-specific DNA binding; DNA-binding transcription factor activity, RNA polymerase II-specific
Source: RefSeq, a predicted model, not a curated record